Cebus imitator (Panamanian white-faced capuchin) is the source of this 1945-nucleotide messenger RNA. It is a transcript of the gene PLPP1, whose product is annotated as phospholipid phosphatase 1. Lineage: Eukaryota; Metazoa; Chordata; Mammalia; Primates; Cebidae. The record is from RefSeq and is a predicted model, not a curated record. Gene Ontology annotation, molecular function: phosphatidate phosphatase activity. Gene Ontology annotation, biological process: phospholipid metabolic process; signal transduction; phospholipid dephosphorylation. The transcript has 6 exons. Bases 739 to 1593 code for a protein of 284 amino acids.
CUGGCAGGCAGCCGGUGCUCUAGGAUCGUGAGCAGGGGUCCUAGCUCCCUGAAAGCGGCAAUGCUUAAUGGGGGUACAGAGGCCGAAAUCGGAGACCACCCAAGGAACUGCGGUCCACAGCAAAUCCCCACGGAUCGGAACAGGAGCCGCCCCCAGGCCCUGCCCGGCCGCCGGGAGCCACACUUCUGGGCGGCUGCCGCAGGUCGGGCGGGGCGAGGCCGGCGGCGCUGAUUGGCUGACCGCCGCAGCCUGGGUUUCCACGGCCCCGCCCCUGCUGCGCUCCCCACGACCGCAAGGCCGCGCGCGGGCCGGUCCUGCGCUGCCCGGCGGGAGGGGCUAGACCCCGCGUUCCUCCUCCCUACCCGUCUCCAUCCUUAAAGCGCGAGUCCGGACGCCCCGCCUGUGGGAGAGGGCGCCGGGAUCGACUGGGAGCAUCUAGGGCAGGCUGGGACCGACCGAGGAGGUUCUGAGGCGACAGAGCUGCCGCGGCUGGCACACGAGCGCCUCGGCACUAACCGAGUGUUUGCGGGGGCUGUGAGGGGAGGGCCCCGGGCGCCAUUGCUGGCGGUGGGAGCGUCGCCCGGUCUCAGCCCGCCCUCGGCUGCUCUCCUCCUCCGGCUGGGAGGAGCUGUAGCUCGGGGCCGUCACCAGCCCCGGGCCGGGCUCGAGAAUCGAGGGCCUCUGCCGCUGUCUCCCAUCUCAGUCCUUCGCCCGCGCCGGGCAGCCAGGGCAGAGACCAUGUUUGACAAGACGCGGCUGCCGUACGUGGCCCUCGAUGUGCUCUGCGUGUUGCUGGCUUCCAUGCCUAUGGCUGUUCUAAAAUUGGGCCAAAUAUAUCCAUUUCAGAGAGGCUUUUUCUGUAAAGACAACAGCAUCAACUAUCCGUACCAUGACAGUACCGUCACAUCCACUGUCCUCAUCCUAGUGGGGGUUGGCUUGCCCAUUUCCUCUAUGAUUCUUGGAGAAACCCUGUCUGUUUACUGUAACCUUUUGCACUCAAAUUCCUUUAUCAGGAAUAACUACAUAGCCACUAUUUACAAAGCCAUUGGAACCUUUUUAUUUGGUGCAGCUGCUAGUCAGUCCCUGACUGACAUUGCCAAGUAUUCGAUAGGCAGACUGCGGCCUCACUUCUUGGAUGUUUGUGACCCAGAUUGGUCAAAAAUCAACUGCAGUGAUGGUUACAUUGAAAACUACAUAUGUCGAGGGAAUGCAGAAAAAGUUAAGGAAGGCAGGUUGUCCUUCUACUCAGGCCACUCUUCGUUCUCCAUGUACUGCAUGCUGUUUGUGGCACUUUAUCUUCAAGCCAGGAUGAAAGGAGACUGGGCAAGACUCUUACGUCCCACGCUGCAAUUUGGUCUUGUUGCUGUAUCCAUUUAUGUGGGCCUUUCUCGAGUUUCUGAUUACAAACACCACUGGAGUGAUGUGUUGACUGGACUCAUUCAAGGAGCUCUGGUUGCAAUAUUAGUUGCUGUAUAUGUAUCAGAUUUCUUCAAAGAAAGAACUUCCUUUAAAGAAAGAAAAGAGGAGGACUCUCAUACAACUUUGCACGAAACACCAACGGGGAAUCACUAUCCGAGCAAUCACCAGCCUUAACAGGCAGCCGGGUGCCCAGGUGAAGCUAGCCUGUUUUCUAAAGAAAAAUGAUUGCCACAAGGCAAGAGGAUGCAUCUUUCUUCCCAGUGUACAAGCCUUUAAAGGACUGCUGCUGCUGCUGCUAUGCCUCUUGGAUGCCCACUUUGUGUGUACAUAGUUACCUUUAACACAGUCGUUAUUGAAUAGCUCUAAAUUCAUUUAAAAAAUUCCAAGCCUUCCACCAAAACAGUGCCCCACCUGUAUACAUUUUUAUUAAAAAAAUGUAAUGCUUAUGUAUAAAUGUGUAUGUAAUAUGCUUUCUAUGAAUGAUGUUUGAUUUAAAUAUAAUACAUAUUAAAAUGUUUGAGGACAA